Molecule: messenger RNA, 432 nt
Organism: Aureobasidium uvarum
Lineage: Eukaryota; Fungi; Ascomycota; Dothideomycetes; Dothideales; Saccotheciaceae
Source: the annotation of a GenBank genome assembly
AUGGUGUCCAAGAAGCUCAAGGCGCUCUACAAGAUCCUCGAGCACCUAGACCCCCACCUUUGGCUGUCUCUCGACACNCCCUACUGCGACGAUCUAAAGCGCCCUGACCAUGACAUUGUCGAGCUCAAGGCGUCUGAAGAUGUCGGCCGCUUCAUCAAGGCCGGCGAGGACAUGACCGAAGCUCAGAGACACGAGGCCGGCAUNACCAACGAGCACCUACCCCGGCCUAGCGCCUACAACCCGGUCAGAACCCUUGGUGAUCAGAGGAAGCUGCUGAUGUCGGACUUCGUUCGCAAGCCCGAGGGCCCCAGAUGUCAGAAGUGGGACGAGUGCAUGUAUGGAGAGCUCAAAAGCCAGGCUUCCGUCGUUCAUUCGAUCAUCGAGGACUUUUGUUCGGUUUUGCACCGUCCAAUCCCCGCUCCAGGCAAUUGA